This is a messenger RNA of Iphiclides podalirius (scarce swallowtail), 2568 nucleotides long. NCBI's taxonomy places the organism in Eukaryota, Metazoa, Arthropoda, Insecta, Lepidoptera, Papilionidae. The record is from the annotation of a GenBank genome assembly.
AUGCGGUCGCCCGGAAAGAUCGCUUUGUGCCUUUUCUUGUUUGCAGGUCUAACAGCAAGGUCGGAAGCGGCGAUCCCAUUAAGCCUCGACUCCGGUGAGAAUUUGGAGACGUCGAUCCUGACGUUCGACGACAACGUGAUCGGGUGCUACUUAGAGACGCCCAGGGGUGAAACGAUCGAGUUCAAGCCGAAUGAUCACUCGGACGCAAAGUACCAGUUGAGGCCCGACGCCCCACUGGUCUCCGCGUGCCAGGUCACCGUGCGAAAUGUGGACGGCAACGACAGCGGGCUGUGGACCCUGCGCUCGGUCUCCGACACUGACAACAAUCUGUCCCAAUCGUACCAAGUCACCGUGAACUCAGCAGAGACCGUUACCGAAAUCGCUAGUACUGAAGAUAUUACAACAGAGGAAACUAUUAAAGAAUCCACAAAGAACAUCAUAACAAUACCAACCGAACCAACAGAGGAGACAACCGGAAUUGAGGAGCUCACAACUGUAAGUUCUGUCGAAACCACGACGCCAAAGCUCGAGGAUGUUACCAUAAUUGAUAUGGAGCCGGGCUAUUUCACGACGAGGAUAGGUGAAGUGCACACCGUAAAGAUCCUCGAGUACGACUUUCUGGACACCGAGAAAUGCUCCCUGGUAACACCAGACGGCGAGCGGCAUGACUUAGAUGAGCUGGACAUUUACGGAAUAGCAGCAAUCAAGGACCAAAACGUCGCGUGCGGGAUAAAAAUCCACGUCGUGUCCGAAGACCUAGCCGGCAAUUGGAUGUUGAUAUCGCGUAGCACCAGGUUCAGCACGGAGAUCGUUGAAAAGAGAAUGCCGGUCACAAUAAUUUUAGAAGAAAUAGUGAAUGCCAUACCGAGUGAAAUAGCCGUGGUGGAGGGAAAUGAUAUUUACAUACGUCUAGAAGCGUCGACGCCGUUUUACGAAUCUUGUAAAUUGAUUGACCCUGCUAAUAAUGAGCGUGUUGACAUAGAGAAAGACGCUAGGCAUAUCGAUACGUGCGGUUUCAUCUUAAGAAACGCGACCCAAAAAGAUUCCGGAUACUGGCACAUAGCAUACGGAGUAAAAACAAAUUACAAAGCAUGGACUCUUCUUAUUAUUCACGGUCUUAACAACACUGAGCUUCCAAGCCACUACACGUGGACUAUGGACAGGCCAGUUGAGCAACUGAUUGGUUCGGACAAUACCGUCUACUGCAGAGUCCUGGACGCCAACGAUAACGUUGUUUUCGAUGGAUUCGGCAAAUGUAACAUAAGCUUGGCUAGGGUGUCUACCGAGCACGCUGGUACUUGGAAAAUGUUUGUGGGCUCGGAGGGACGUAUGCUUACUGAGGAGCACAAAUUUGAGGUCGCCGUCAGGGAAGGAGCGUCGAAACCUGCGGUGUCGACCAGCAUCGCGACGGAGAAACCCAUUGUGACGCUGACGUGCUCGGUGUCGAGUCCGGAGCCGGUCCGCGCGUGCAAGUUCCGCGACCCGUCUGGCCGCGUGCUUCUCGCCGCUCCAGGAGUUGGAGAAGGCCGUUACGCCUUCCACGGCAACGGUGCCAGCUACUCAUCUGGAGUCCACGGCUACGAGUGCGGUCUCCAAAUCACCGAACCUGUGAUCGGAGACCUGGGUCUGUGGCGCUGCGCCCUCGAGACUGAGACCGAGACAUACUACGGGUUCCUGACGGCCCUUUGUCCAUGGGCCAUGCGGGACCCUGAAGUGGCCGCGAUGGUCCAAUCUGAGCCCCUGCUGCAAGCCGAGAGCGAAUUAGUUAACGGAGUUACUGGCACGCCCGUCACCAUGUCCUGCUCGGUACAGUCUCCAAUUCGCUACUGUUACUUCAGAGCCCGCAAUGGAACCACUUUCUCCGUCAGUCCCGGUGAGUCCACGGCGUUCGUCGAGUACGCAGGCGCCGGCUUCGACGCUGGCGAGUGCUCUGUCCGCUUCUCGAACCUUCUACCGUCUGACGGCGGCCUCUGGAGCUGCCACGUCGGCUUUUCCGACCCCACGGAGCCCGAGCAGCGCGCCCAGUUCGAAGUCUCCGUGCAAGAACUCCUGACUGCCGAACAGCGGGAAGAGAAGAACGCGGUGAUAGUGACAGGUCGUGUCCAUGACAACCGCCCACUUGAAUACUGCAGAUUCGUCCGUAUCGACGGCUUGGGCUUCACGACCGAGAACCUGCCCGAGGGCUAUCGCAGCGACAGCCUGCUCUCGGUGGGCAGGUGCGAGAUUCGAAUCCCGAACCCGUCGGUGCUCGAGCUGCACCCGUGGACGGUGGCGGUGAGGGUGCGCGGCCACGACGUAGAGUACUCCCAGCAGACGCUGCACAGCCUGCAGGCGCCGCCGACGGACCCCGAGCGUCCCGUCGGGCCCGUUUACCGCUUCCCGCUCGCCUGGGUCGUCGUGAUCGUGGUGGGGCUGUCGCUGGUGGUGGUGGGCGCGCUGGCCGGCCCCCGCCGCCACCGCCAGUGGACCGCCACCAGGGCGGCGCGGCUCCGGGACAGCUUCCGCCACAGCUUCGGCGGGAAGGUGCCCGGGGGCGCAUCCGCUGAGAAAACCAGCCCCAUCGCCGCC